CACGAUUUUGCCCAAAAAUGUUGUUAACCUUGUUUUUCCGAAAUCUCGUGACAGCUGUCAGAUAAAAAUAAUAUGGUAUAAAUUAUUUUUUGCGAAUAAUCGAAUAAUAACCCCCUUCUCGCAUUGAUUUCGUGUAGUCUAGGAAAAAAGAGGAGUCGGUUUGCAGGUUUGCACGGUCUCUAAAUCAAAAUAAAACCUGAGAAGGAUGACAAUGGGCGAUGAGGCUCCAGUUACAUCACUUGUUCUUCCUGUAAUAUUAAGGCCUAUAUUAGCAAAGUUGGAGAGACAAAAUGUUAUGGCUGCGCAAACUUUACGAUCAGCGCUUACGAAGGCUGAGAAUUCCUAUCCUGGAUUUACAUAUGAUUUAGUUUUGGGAAUUGUGAGAAAAUCAGAUUUAAAUAUCGAUAUGAACGAAAGCGUUCUACGAUUACAGGGUACUGCUUCAGACUGUGAUGUUGUUGAAUAUCGAUCAGCGCGUUCAGAGGAUGCAUUCCAAGAGCUUAAUCGGAAGUCAACUUCCUUAAAAAGGAUAUUGAGUAGAAUUCCAGAUGAGAUAACAGACCGUAAAACCUUCCUCGAAACUAUUAAAGAAAUUGCUAGUGCAAUAAAAAAAUUGCUAGAUGCAGUAAACGAAGUCACAGGAUUUAUACCAGGAUCGGCAGGAAAACAGGCUUUAGAUCAACGUAAAAGAGAAUUCGUCAGAUACAGUAAACGCUUCAGUAAUACUCUGAAAGAAUACUUCAAAGAGGGACAGGCAAAUUCGGUUUUCAUCAGUGCAUUGUACUUAAUUCACCAGACAAAUAUGAUAAUGGUGACGGUGAAAGACAAGUGUGAAUAAGUAAAGAUUUUGGAGUAGUCCACGAUAUAAUAUUAAAAGUUUUACGAUACAUUAAACGAUGUUUUUACUUAUAAUAAAUGUUUAACAACAAUUUUACUAUUAUAUAAAGUCCGUUUUAUUUCUCAAGUGUUAAAAUUUGAUAGAGCUCAAGAUUUGACUUUUGAAAAUUUUUCGUUGUUGUAGAUUAAAUAAUUGAAUGAGCAGUAUUAAUAUUAAAGAUAAUUUUGUUCGUUUUUGUUUUUCACCUAGUGAAAAAAAGAGUGAGCCUUCACAUUCCUGAUUUUCAUAUCCAAGUCAAUUUAGUAUGUAUUGAAAUAAGGUAUUCGGUUUAAGAAGAAUAUAAUGUAUAUAAGCCUAAAGUGUUUUAAUUAAGGUUUCGAGAGUGAAAGUAAAGAGCCAAGUGACUGUUUUUUUUCUGUAAGUAGAAGAAA
Molecule: messenger RNA, 1269 nt
Organism: Belonocnema kinseyi
Lineage: Eukaryota; Metazoa; Arthropoda; Insecta; Hymenoptera; Cynipidae
Gene: Ccm3
Product: programmed cell death protein 10
Exons: 5
Coding region: 206-838 (210 amino acids)
Biological process (GO): positive regulation of MAP kinase activity; regulation of Golgi organization
Cellular component (GO): FAR/SIP/STRIPAK complex; Golgi apparatus
Molecular function (GO): protein kinase binding
Source: RefSeq, a predicted model, not a curated record